Messenger RNA from Selaginella moellendorffii, 3136 nucleotides. RefSeq names its product U-box domain-containing protein 2. Lineage: Eukaryota; Viridiplantae; Streptophyta; Lycopodiopsida; Selaginellales; Selaginellaceae. Bases 259 to 2481 code for a protein of 740 amino acids. The record is from RefSeq and is a predicted model, not a curated record. The transcript has 5 exons. Gene Ontology annotation, biological process: protein ubiquitination; cell surface receptor signaling pathway. Gene Ontology annotation, molecular function: ubiquitin-protein transferase activity; protein binding. Gene Ontology annotation, cellular component: cytoplasm; nucleus.
CUCUCACGGUCAAGGUCAGCCGCUCCGGGCGAUCGAUCCAUCGCUUUCACGCGUUGUGCUACCGUUGCGCGGGAUUCGGCGGUGAGUGCCAGUCCAUGGAUCGAUUUGUCAAGACGGAGCUCGCGAUUCCGAUACUUUAUCAUUCUUGCGCCUUGGCGGCAUGGGGGAUGACGAUCGUCCACAGUAUCGAUCGUGCUGGGGACGGCUGGAUUGUCUGCUUGUAGGGAUCCACAUUGGCGCCAGGAUUUUGGGGCCGCCAUGGAGAAUGGGACGCUCCUGGUGGACAUCGCGCUCUCCAUCCGUAUGAUCAUUCAUAUGUGCGAGAGUGCCAAGUCGCAGCAGGGGAAUUGCUUGGUCCUGGCAGCGCAGCUGCGGCUUCUCAAGCAGCUCUUUGAUGAGCUCCGGCAGUCCAAGUUCCCGCUGUCCGACGCCACGAUCGAGGCGUUUGGAUCGCUCCAGUCGGCGCUCCAGGGGGCCAAGGAAGUUCUUGGGCAAUGCAGCAAAGGAAGCAAGAUCUACUCGUUCUUGAAAAGUCCUCAAUGCGUGGACCAGUUCCAAGAGCUGAGCGCGGAGAUCGAGACCAUCCUUUCGGCGUCGCGACUAGUUUUGCCGAGAGUAUCGAAGCAAGUCCAGUGCAUGGCGGAGAACUGUGUCCUCGAGUUAAGAAAGGCAAGUUACUCCAAGGACGUGCUCGAAGAACAGAUAAGACAAGAGAUCGAGGCGCUGCUGUGCGAUCACAGGGAAGGCAGGAAGGCCAGUCGUGAGAAGCUGGAUAAGCUAGCUGGGUGCCUGGGAAUCACCACCAAGGAACAGAUAUCUGAAGAGCUCAACGCGUUAGAGAAGGAUCGAGGUGAGGCCGGGAGGAACAAAGACAAGCUGGAGGAAGAGUUUAUCGACCAGGUGAUAUCACUCUUCAUGCAGCUGGCCGAAGACAAUUUCGACGAUGGGGAUGUCAAGGGUGAGACGCAGUCACAGGAGGUGCAAAUCCCGGCAGACUUUCGAUGCCCUCUGUCGCUGGAGCUUAUGUAUGACCCCGUAAUCGUGGCUUCCGGACAGACUUAUGAGAGGGCCUACAUUCAGCACUGGUUGGAUCAAGGGAACACUCGGUGUCCCAAGACAGGGAAACCGUUGGCACACAUCAAUCUCAUACCGAACUAUACCGUUAAGGCGUUGAUAGCGAGCUGGUGCCAGACAAACGACGUUCCUUUGCCGAAAGUGGAUGCUGUCAAGUCUACAAACUGGCUGCCACCAACGUUUUCCGAGGCAGAAGAGGCACGAGAGGAUACCUCGGUCAUUCCCAGUGGUCUGGAUACUGACUGUGAGGAACGUAGCUCGGACCACGGUAGCUCGACUGGUAUUGUCAGUGGCCGCAGAAAAGACAAAGAUGAUGUUUAUGAGAAAAGGAUGCCGAGCGGGCCUGUGAUGAGAGUGAGAUCCUCCAGCACGUACAGUAGCGAACUGUCUGGUGAAGUGGAGGCCCUGGGAUUGUCACCGUCACGCAACAGUCCGGAUCACUUUCCCAUCUUCACGAGGCAAAUGCAGUCGUCAAAGCAGAAAGAAAGGAAGAGCUAUAAGAGCGUCUACGCAGGAGGUGAUAAGGUAGCUGACGCUGGCAUUGAACGGCUCGUUCAGAACCUGGCCUCUACGGACUUGGAGGCGCAGAGAAGUGCCGCUUCUGAGUUACGUGUGAUGACCAAGAACAGUAUCGAGGACAGAAACAGGAUCGCCCAUGCAGGAGGCAUCACUCCCCUCAUCGCUCUUCUUUCGUCCGGAGACGCACAGACUCAAGAGAACGCUGUAACCGCACUGCUGAACUUGUCUCUCAACGAGCACAACAAAGCCGAGAUCGCCGAGGCUGGAGCGAUUGACCCGCUGAUUGACGUCCUCAAGUCUGGGACCAGUGACGCGAGAGAAAAUGCGGCAGCCACGCUUUGCAGUAUUUCUGUGGAAGACUACAAGGAAAAAAUCGGUGCUCGUGGCGCCAUACCUCUACUGGUCGACUUGCUGAGAACUGGCACCCCACGGGGGAAAAAAGACGCAGCGUUAGCGCUACACAACCUUUCCUUGUUCCGGGAGAACAAGGUGAGGAUAGUAGCGGCAGGAGGAGUGAAGCCACUGAUAAAUCUCAUCUGCGAGCCGAGGAUGGGAAUGGUGGACAGGGCGGUUGACGUGCUGGUAACGCUGUCGAGCAUUCCCGAGGGGAGAAUGGCCAUCGGGGAAGAGGGAGGGAUUCCUCCGCUGGUGGAAGUUGUGGAAGCUGGCUCGCCGCUCGCCAAAGAACGCGCUGCGGCCGCGCUCCUGCAAUUGUGCACCAACAAUCCCAAGUACAGGAGGACGACUUUGCAAGAGGGUGCUCUUCCUCCGCUAUAUAUUCUUUCACAAAUUGGAACUUCUCGAGCAAAAGAAAAGGCCGCUGGUAUCCUUCGUCUUUUCAGGGAGCAGCGUCAAGCAAGCAUGAGCCGUAGGAAUAGGCAUAUGUAGUGCCAAUGACGCAAAGGUACUACAAUAGAACUUUUGCAUCAUACACUUGUUUCCUUGGUUUUAAUUUUCAUCGAAACGUUUUAGCUAUUUCUUCUUCUUCGGUGGCUCAGCCUUUGGUGCCGCUGCUGGGGAUAGCUCCUGAAACUUCUGUACGAGUGCUUGCUCUCGCUGGCUAUACUCCUCCGCUAGCUGCUGCUUUGCAACCUCCAUCUUCUCGCGGACUACAAACUCCACUGCUUCUUCGAGUGUCUGUGGCUUUCUCUUACGCUCUUCGGCCAGUCUCAAAGCUUCUGCCGCCGCCGCUGCCUCCGCUGCUGCCUGGGCUGACGCGUCUUGUCUGGCUUUCUCUUCCGCUUCAGCCGCUGCCUUCGCUGCUGCCUUUGCUGCCUGCGAGAGAAACAGAAACAGUACUUCGGGUCUUUCUUUCUAGGUAGUAUAGAAGGUUUCUUACGAGGGCAGCUUCGUAUUCCUCGGUGAUCAAGGACUCCGACAAAGUGCUCCUUGUUAAAGCAGUAGGCGUAGAGGAAGUAGUGCUGGAAAAAUCUGGAGAGCCCUGGCUGAGUGGUAAGUUUCUCAAGUUUUAGUUUUCUUGUUCGUUAAAGCACUGUAGACAUCGUUCAUGAAGUUCAUAAUACUAACUUUGAGGUUGUGCUCA